AUGGAUGACGAUCAAUUGAUCCCGAACAACAACAUAGUAGAUGAAAACGACAAUGUGCCAGACGACGUUGAAAUGUUGAGACCAAAUAGCCGACGUCCAUUUUCUGUGAAACGUAAUAAAAUGACUAUCAAAUUCUGGCUGAUGCCGGAAAGACGAAUUGCAUCGAUCAGAUUGAUAAAACCUGAAGGCGUACAAUCGAUUGCUGUUUGGUACAUCAGACCUUCAGAAAGAGCAUCAAAGGAACGUGUAGUAGUUAAGAAAGAAUCACCAGAUAGCAUCGUUCGCUUCCCAGGUAUGCCUGAAGCUGUUGAUAUAUUACUUGAAGUAGUAAAGAAACCUUCUGCAGUCGAAAUGAAUUUCAGAGUUUCAAUAAAAGCAUGUUUUGUGGAAGUGCUUACACCAACAAGCAGUUUAUCAAGCAGUUCAACUAGCGGCUCAUCAAGCAGCUCAACUAGCAGUUCAGCAAGUAGUUCAAGUUUGACGUCUGUCCCAGAGACAAGUUCAAGCACAUCCAGUUCAUACACGGAAGGAACCACUCCAGUGUCCACGACAUCGACAUCAGUUUAUCUUACACCAACUACAGUUUGUACUGUCACGGAGGGCAUGAAUAGACCAAAGUCUAUUCCAAGAGAAAAUAUAAGGGACAAUAAUGAUCGUAUACCGCAAGGUGCUGAGAAUUUAAGACCUAAUGCAGAGAAUCCAUUUACUGUUGAUAGGAAUUCUUUUACUGUACGAUUCUUAUUUAAUCCUGCUAUUCCAGUUGAAUCGUUAGAAUUGAUAAGGCCAAUGAAUAUUGAAGAUAUAUCAGUUUCAUACGAACAACCCAGAAAUAAUAAGAGAAUGCCGGUUGUCGAGAAUGGAAAUCCAAAGAAAGUCGUGCGAUUCCCAGAACAACCAGAUGCUGUCGAGGUUGUACUCACAGUGAAUAGAGAAGAUUCGGAUGAGCCAAUGUCGUUCCAAGUUGCUAUAUUUGCUUGCUUCGAAAUCCCGACAACAACAACUCCUGUAGUUACAACAUACUCUGUUGAAACAUCUUCUGUUCCAACAACAAGCUCUUCAACUAGCAGCACUUCAUCGACGUCUACAAGACCAGUCACUACGUCCACAAUUUAUACAUCUUCAUCCUCGCCAGGCAUAACGUCUACUAGUUCUACAGGACCAGUUACUACUUCCUCCAUUUACACAUCUUCAUCUUCUCCAGGCAUAACUUCUACUAGUUCUUCGAGCAGUUCAACAUCUGCAGAAGUAACAACGAUAUGUGAACUAUCUGACGGAAUGGAUGACGAUCAAUUGAUCCCGAACAACAACAUAGUAGAUGAAAACGACAAUGUGCCAGACGACGUUGAAAUGUUGAGACCUAAUAGCCGACGUCCAUUUUCUGUGAAGCGUAAUAAAAUGACUAUCAAAUUCUGGCUGAUGCCGGAAAGACGAAUUGCAUCGAUCAGAUUGAUAAAACCUGAAGGCGUACAAUCGAUUGCUGUUUGGUACAUUAGACCUUCAGAAAGAGCAUCAAAGGAACGUGUAGUAGUUAAGAAAGAAUCACCAGAUAGCAUCGUUCGCUUCCCAGGUAUGCCUGAAGCUGUUGAUAUAUUACUUGAAGUAGUAAAGAAACCUUCUGCAGACGAAAUGAAAUUCAGAGUUUCAAUAAAAGCAUGUUUUGAGGAAGUGACUACACCAACAAGCAGUUCAUCAAGCAGUUCAACUAGCGGCUCAACUAGCAGCUCCACUAGCAGUUCAACUUUGACGUCUGUCCCAGAGACAAGUUCAAGCACAUCUAGUUUAUACACGACAGGAACAACUCCAGUGUCCACGACAUCGACAUCAGUUUAUCUUACACCAACUACAGUUUGUACUGUCACGGAGGGCAUGGAUAGACCAAAGUCUAUUCCAAGAGAAAAUAUAAGGGACAAUAAUGAUCGUAUACCGCAAGGUGCUGAGAAUUUAAGACCUAAUGCAGAGAAUCCAUUUACUGUUGAUAGGAAUUCUUUUACUGUACGAUUCUUAUUUAAUCCUGCUAUUCCAGUUGAAUCGUUAGAAUUGAUAAGGCCAAGGAAUAUUGAAGAUAUAACAGUUUCAUACGUUCAACCUAGAAAUAAUAAGAGAAUACCGGUUGUCGAGAAUGGAAAUCCAAAGAAGGUUGUGCGAUUCCCAGAACAACCAGAUGCUGUCGAGGUUGUACUCACAGUGAAUAGAGAAGAUUCGGAUGAGCCAAUGUCGUUCCAAGUUGCUAUAUUUGCUUGCUUCAAAAUCCCGACAACAACAACUCCUGUAGUUACAACAUACUCUGUUGAAACAUCUUCUGUUCCAACAACAAGCUCUUCAACUAGCAGCACUUCAUCGACGUCUACAAGACCAGUCACUACGUCCACAAUUUAUACAUCUUCAUCCUCGCCAGGCAUAACGUCUACUAGCUCUACAGGACCAGUCACUACUUCCUCCAUUUACACAUCCUCAUCUUCUCCAGGCAUAACCUCUACUAGUUCUUCGAGCAGUUCAACAUCUGCAGAAGUAACAACAAUAUGUGAACUAUCUGACGGAAUGGAUGACGAUCAAUUGAUCCCGAACAACAACAUAGUAGAUGAAAACGACAAUGUGCCAGACGACGUUGAAAUGUUGAGACCUAAUAGCCGACGUCCAUUUUCUGUAAAGCGUAAUAAAAUGACUAUCAAAUUCUGGCUGAUGCCGGAAAGACGAAUUGCAUCGAUCAGAUUGAUAAAACCUGAAGGCGUACAAUCGAUUGCUGUUUGGUACAUUAGACCUUCAGAAAGAGCAUCAAAGGAACGUGUAGUAGUUAAGAAAGAAUCACCAGAUAGCAUCGUUCGCUUCCCAGGUAUGCCUGAAGCUGUUGAUAUAUUACUUGAAGUAGUAAAGAAACCUUCUGCAGACGAAAUGAAAUUCAGAGUUUCAAUAAAAGCAUGUUUUGAGGAAGUGACUACACCAACAAGCAGUUCAUCAAGCAGUUCAACUAGCGGCUCAACUAGCAGUUCCACUAGCAGUUCAACUUUGACGUCUGUCCCAGAGACAAGUUCAAGCACAUCUAGUUUAUACACGACAGGAACAACUCCAGAGUCCACGACAUCGACAUCAGUUUAUCUUACACCAACUACAGUUUGUACUGUCACGGAGGGCAUGGAUAGACCAAAGUCUAUUCCAAGAGAAAAUAUAAGGGACAAUAAUGAUCGUAUACCGCAAGGUGCUGAGAAUUUAAGACCUAAUGCAGAGAAUCCAUUUACUGUUGAUAGGAAUUCUUUUACUGUACGAUUCUUAUUUAAUCCUGCUAUUCCAGUUGAAUCGUUAGAACUGAUAAGGCCAAGGAAUAUUGAAGAUAUAACAGUUUCAUACGUACAACCCAGAAAUAAUAAGAGAAUACCGGUUGUCGAGAAUGGAAAUCCAAAGAAAGUCGUGCGAUUCCCAGAACAACCAGAUGCUGUCGAGGUUGUACUCACAGUGAAUAGAGAAGAUUCGGAUGAGCCAAUGUCGUUCCAAGUUGCUAUAUUUGCUUGCUUCGAAAUCCCGACAACAACAACUCCUGUAGUUACAACAUACUCUGUUGAAACAUCUUCUGUUCCAACAACAAGCUCUUCAACUAGCAGCACUUCAUCAACGUCUUUAGUACCUGUCACCACAUCCUCUGUUUACACAUCUUCGUCUUCUCCAGGCAUAACGUCUACUAGUUCUACUGGCCCGGUCACUACUUCCUCCAUUUACACAUCUUCAUCUUCACCAGGCAUAACGUCUACUAGUACUUCCACUACAUUGACAUCGCAUAUAACAACCUCAUCUGAAUAUCCGACUACGUCUUCUACCUCAAGUACAAGUUCUGUGUCCACGCCAUAUGUAUCAACAAGUGAGACGACUCCGACAAUUACAUCUCCUUACACAUCAACAAGUUCAUCUACAACAACUCCAUGUGCAAUGGUAGACGGAAUGGACGAACCGGUUUAUGUACCUGAAAACCAAAUAGUUAUAGACGAUGCGUCAAAUGAGAAGAAUGUUAAGAAUUUAAGACCAAACAGCAAGAACCCGUUAGUGGUAAAGAAAGAUGUUAUCACUAUCAAAGUGUGGAUUAUGCCUGAAGCGCGCAUUUCUUCAGCAAAUUUGGUUACAUCUAAAAAUGUAAAAUCGUACGAUGUCUAUUACGUUAAACCUGGACGAGCAUCUAGGGAUGUACCUUACAGAGAGAAUGUUAAACCAAACGAUGUAGUUAAGUUUCAGUCGUAUCCCUUUGCACAAGAUGUGAUAUUUGUUGUACGACUUGACAGAAAAUUCCAACAGAUGUCAAUACGAAUUUCUGUUGUAGCUUGCUUUGAACAAAUUUCAACCACAUCAUCUAUAACUACUCCGUCUGGACCCUCGGUUACGUCGUCUUCUACGCCUGAAGUAACUUCAUCAAGUUCAUCGUCUACCGUGCUUAUCACCGAAACAGCAACUUAUCCAUCGUUUACUACAUCGACAACUUCAAGCUCUAGUUCAAGUUCGCCUUUAAGCACUACAUCAUCAUCAACAUCAACAGUGCCUACAACAUAUAGUUCAAGUUCCACUUCGUCAUCUUCGUUCCUGUCAACAGUUACACCAUGCCAGUACUCUGAAGGGAUGGACAGACCCUCAGUUAUAAGAGACGAAGAUAUAACAACAAACGACAACAAAGUAAACAGAAAUAUCGAUUCACUGCGUCCAGACAGUCCAAAUAGUCCGGCAACCUCUUCCGUAGACAGGUUCACGGUGACCGUGAAUUUCCCAGACGGCGGUAUACCAGUUGAUAGAAUACGACUACCUGUACGAGACAACAUUGAUGCUGUUAAGGUUUAUGUUUACAGACCUGGAAAACCAAACCCUAUGCCAUUGAAUUCAGACAAGCCAAUACCUGUUGACAGGAGAAUUCAAUUCCCACGUGUUUUAGUAACAAAAGUAGAAAUUGUUGUUGUUGAAAAGGAACAGCCUAGCAGACCUAUAUCAAUGACAAUCGAAAUAUGGGGAUGUUACGAAGUUGAAAGUAGUUUAACUACUGGUACACCAACUUCAACAAGCUCAACAUCACCAGUAUCCACGUCUAGCUCUACAAUCUCAGUUCCUACAAGUUCUUCUAGCAGCUCCACUUCUUUAUAUACGUCUUCAAUCUCAUCAGGUACAUCGUCAGUUGAGACAUCAUCCGUUCCAACAACCAGUUCUUCUACAUCAACGUCUACCCGGCCAGUAACUACAGUCAUCCGUUUACACUACUUCUCCCGCGAUAACUUCUACAAGUUCUACAGAACAAGUCACAACGUCUUCCGUUUUCACAUCUUCAUCUUCACCAGGCAUUACAUCUACAAGUUCAUCAAGCAGUUCAACCUCUUCUCCCUUUUCAUCAGUAUCAACGAUAUGUGGACUGUCCGACGGUAUGGAUGACGAUCAAUUAAUCCCAAACAAUAACAUAGUUGAUGAAAAUAACGAUGUGCUAGACGACGUCGAAAUGUUGAGACCUAAUAGCCGACGUCCAUUUUCUGUAAAACGUAAUAAAAUGACUAUCAAAUUCU
Molecule: messenger RNA, 5516 nt
Organism: Ruditapes philippinarum (Manila clam)
Lineage: Eukaryota; Metazoa; Mollusca; Bivalvia; Venerida; Veneridae
Product: mucin-2-like
Exons: 19
Coding region: 1-5388 (1795 amino acids)
Source: RefSeq, a predicted model, not a curated record